AACCGGCUGAACGUUGGUGUGUGCAGGCAGCAGCAGCCGUACCGCGGCGGGGGCCACGGCUGGGACCGGACCCUCCAGGCUCAGCAAUCUGCGUACCAGCAGAACCUGAACCGCGGCGGGGUGGGACCGGGCGGCUACCAGCAGCGCUACGACCAGCGCCGGGAAGACUGGGGCGAUCGCCGUGACAACCGGGGCCAGCAGCAGGCCAGAGGAUUCCCUCUUCCUCCUCCAUCCAGACAUAUCCACUGGAAUAACUGAAUUUUCCAGGAUGGGAAAUUUUUUAAAAUAUUUUAAUUUUCUCUGUACAAUAUUUUCAUCUUUUUAAAACCAGCUUGUAAAACGUGAUGUUGACGUUUUGUUUCUGAGAGAAAAUUGUGGAAUAAAACAAAUGUUGCUGGGAUUAAA
Poecilia latipinna (sailfin molly) is the source of this 405-nucleotide messenger RNA. RefSeq names its product 5'-3' exoribonuclease 2-like. The transcript has 2 exons. Lineage: Eukaryota; Metazoa; Chordata; Actinopteri; Cyprinodontiformes; Poeciliidae. The record is from RefSeq and is a predicted model, not a curated record. The annotation marks the transcript as partial.